AUGUCAUCCACACAUAAAGACGAACUUAUCAACAAUUUUAUUGAUAUUGCACAAUGUUCAAGAGAAAUAGCAGCACAAUAUUUAGAAGCUGCAGAAUGGAAUGAACAAGCAGCUCUAGAUUUUUUUCUUGAUAGUGGUGAUACUCAACGUCGUGAUUCGUUUCCUUCAACAGAAUUCACAUCAUCUAUACCAAAAACUAAUCAAAAUAUUCCUGACAAGACUGUAUCUAGUGGAACAGAUGAUAAUGAUUUAGAUGAUGAUUUAUUACAAUCUGCUCUUGAAGACAGUCUUCGUAUUAAACCACCUGAAAAAUCUCCAGUAAUAGUUCCAAAAAGAAUUAAUAGUCAUAAAUCAAUAAUAUCAUCUAAUAUAAAUACUUUUAAUAAUGAUGACAAUUUUUCAGAUGAUGAAGGUCAAGCUUUUUAUGCUGGUGGUUCAGAACAUAGUGGUCAACAAAUUAUUGGACCACCAAAAAGCAAAGAUAAUAAUAAAAAAGUAACUAAUGUAUUUGAAGCAGCUCGAAAACAAGGAGCUACAGAAGUUCAUGACGAUGACUAUACUUCAUCAUCUCAUAAAAAAACAGAAAAACCAUUUGCAGGUGUUGGAUAUUCUUUAGGAAAUGAUCAUACACCAUCGCGUACUCAAGAACAAUCAUCAUCAGCAGCUGCAGCAGCUACAUCUAAUCAAGUAGAAGAUAUGCCAAUUCGAUUUUAUUCAAAUGGAUUUACUGUUGGUGAUCGUGAACUACGUAAAAUAGAAGAUAAUCAAGAAUUUAUGGAUUAUAUUAAACGUGGUGAAGUACCACCUGAACUUAGAAAUUUAAAUAAAGGUGGACGACAAGUUCAAGUACGUCUUAAAGAUCAUCGUGAUGAAGAAUAUAAACAUGUCGCACCUAAAUUUAAACCUUUUGGUGGUUCUGGUAAUACUGUAGGUAUUUCUAAUGCUGAACAAACUCCAUUUAAAUCAUCUAUGGUUUCAUCUGGUAAUACAACGUUAGACUCUUCAGAUGAAAAAAGUCUUGAGAUACUUGCUGAAAAACGCUUAAAAAGUUCAUCGUCAUCAACAACAAUUCGUCUUCGAUUACCGGAUAUGUCAAAGCCAAUAUGUAUUAAAAUUGAUCUCAAUCGAACAUUAGAUGAUAUACGAAAAUUCCUUACUGAAAAUGUUCAAUCACUUCGAUCUAAUGCAUUCGAAUUUAUGGAACCACCAUCAACAAAAAUAAAACGUGAAGAUGAAAAAAGAAAAAUAAGUGAUACAAAAUUAUCAAACUCCGCACUUGUCGUCCGACGAAUUACUUAA
Molecule: messenger RNA, 1299 nt
Organism: Rotaria sp. Silwood1
Lineage: Eukaryota; Metazoa; Rotifera; Eurotatoria; Philodinida; Philodinidae
Source: the annotation of a GenBank genome assembly